GGUAAGAGGAAACCCUAAAGUGCUCCGGCUCAAGCAGCUUCACCCUUUUCUUUCCCACCUUCUUUUCACACACACCCGUCGGACGUGUGCGCACUCAGGACCAGAAUGGCAACAUCAUCUGCACAGAGAACAGACGCGCUCUGCAAAAUGCUGGCUUUAGCUGUGCUUCUCAUCGCCCCACUCUUCAAUGGAGUCGUGACACAGGAGGAUGAAGUCGUCACGGGUACAACACCAGCUGUGGUAGCAGAAGAAAUGCACGUACGAGGAGACAUGAUUCCAAUGACAACUCCAACCCCUGUGCUAGAAGAAGACCCACAAGUCAUAGUUUUACCAACCAUGGGAUCUCCAGACCUGAUUGAUCAGACAACAGCAGCAGCAGAUACAGAUGCGACAGGAGACGAUAACAACAGCAGCCCUGUAGAUCCAGAGAAGGUACUAGCUGACGAGGGUACUGAGGUCACACCGUCUGUACAAACUAAUGCACCCAAAGUGGAACCAGAGACACAGCCUCCGAUGCCCCCGAGAGGUGAUGGCCCCGACAAUGUACCCAUUGUACCAGUGCCGAUUCCAAAGGACGAUGUCACCUGCGUCAGCAAAGAGGCAGUCCAGGACAAAAACGCUGUCAAUCUGAAACUCAAGGCCGCCUCCACUUGUGAACAAACCAGAGUGAAGAUUGAAAGUGUUCUGCAGGAGCUCUGCGGUGAGGACUGUAAGCUGGAAAUCUACCAGGAAGACAACACAGAUGAAAUUAUUGUGGCCGGAAAGUAUGUUGAAGAUGAUGUAGCGGGCAUGGCUAACAAGUUCAACAACGACAACAUCAAAGAUAUGACUGACGUAGAGGAGGCUGCUCCACGCUGGGGGAAGAACUCAAAGCUGGUUUUGGUUUCACUGCUGCUGACUGGUCUGCUGCUGGCUGCACUGCUGGUUGCUGGCUACUACCUCAAGACCCACCGCAAGAAUUCCAAAGGGGUCAGACUGGCUGACACUUUCCAGGUGGAUGAGGAGAACCAGGCUAACACCCUGGUGUCGGUGGCUCCCCUUCCACAGGACCCCCUCGACAAACCCACCACCAAUGGUGAGUCUCCACCAGAGAACGGGAACAACCCCGCCCCCACCACCAACGGACACUCUGCCACGCAGACCCCCGUGGCUGACACCGAGAUGUGAAUCACAACACCCCUGACCUCCUGUUUUACCCAUCACCCGCUGGGACUCACUACCCACAAUCCUCCUCUGCUGCCUCAGAGGCCGUCUACACACUGAGAGUAAUUCAAGACAAAUACACAGAACACAUCCGCCUCCUUUUUUCCUCUUCUACACCUGUAUCUCUCUGGACGAUGACGACAACGAUGAAGCUUCUGACUUUGAUGAAGAUAAUGACAAUGCCUGUAAUGUGAAAAGUUUGGGGAUCAUUGACCAAGAGAAACCUGUACUCUGUUUGGGACUCGGCAGGGCACUGACUGGAUUAGUUAGACGUCCUGACUUCAGUCUGGUUUUAACAAUCAUUUUAGAAUCACCAAAUUAUGCCAAAAAAGUCCUGUUGAUCCCAACGGAGAAGCCGAGAAACCAAGAAGCCAGGCAGUAGAAAGUAGACCAGAUUUUUUACUGUUGUAAAAAGGACUGACACUCAUUGCUUGAUUGUUUGUUUUUCUGUAUGUGAUUCAGGUUUGUUUUUGUAGCCUCUCUAUUUGACUUCACCUUUUUUGAUGUUUGAAUUUACAAAUCGUUGGCUGUAUUUUCAUAUAAUAUGGUUCAAAAAAGCACAUUGCUUAUGAUCAUUAACAUUUUUACAAAAACUAAAGACCAUUUAACACAUUAAUAGCUGCUUUAAAAAUGGUUCAUGUUCCUAUUUUCAAUCAAACAUCCUGUCUGACCAUCUGAAUCUCUGAAUAAGUGUUUGCAUUAAUUAGACUGAUGGACAUAAUGAAGGACUAAACCUUGAUAAAAACCUCACCUAUGGUCAAAGUUUCACUGAGAUGUGUUAAAAAGUACAUUUUCUAUUUCUGUGCUUGUGUUAUUACUUCAUGAUGACAGUAGUGUACAGUGUUUUUUACAUUUUUUACAGUAUUGCCCAUUUUUUCAACCUCUUAUUUUGAGGAACGAUGAAAGUCAGCAACAGCAGAAAAAACAGAACAUAGAUCACUGCUGUGAGAUUCCUUCACUACAUGGAGCAGGAUCAGCAUUCCUAAGACCGCCUUGUUGAUAUGAAACACUUCUUGUAUCAGUAAUACAGAUUUUUUUAUCUCCUGUGCUUUCAUAUUUUGCUGCAUGUGUAAAUACGCCUGCUGUCUCUGUACCUGUGCCUGGCUCAUAAACUGUGACUGUUUCCAAUA
This is a messenger RNA of Notolabrus celidotus (New Zealand spotty), 2333 nucleotides long. RefSeq names its product hematopoietic progenitor cell antigen CD34. The record is from RefSeq and is a predicted model, not a curated record. Lineage: Eukaryota; Metazoa; Chordata; Actinopteri; Labriformes; Labridae. Gene Ontology annotation, cellular component: membrane. The transcript has 8 exons. Gene Ontology annotation, biological process: cell adhesion. The coding region runs from base 106 to 1167 and encodes 353 amino acids.